Mangifera indica (mango) is the source of this 1167-nucleotide messenger RNA. RefSeq names its product plastid-lipid-associated protein, chloroplastic-like. Lineage: Eukaryota; Viridiplantae; Streptophyta; Magnoliopsida; Sapindales; Anacardiaceae. The transcript has 3 exons. Bases 102 to 1052 code for a protein of 316 amino acids. The record is from RefSeq and is a predicted model, not a curated record.
UCCCACAGUUUCUAUUCAGACAGCUUCGGAAUAUUACAAAACUUUGUGGCCUGUUCAUCUAUUGUCAGACUUAUCAUUGUAAUCGAGAAACUGAAGAGCCAAUGGCUUCACUCUCUCAACUCACUCAAUUUCCAUGCAAAACCCUUUCUUUAUUGCCACCUCAUCAUCAUCUCACUACUGUCAAGCCUUCGAUUCUUCCUCUGAACUCGGCCAAGAUUUCGCAGAGAAUCACUAAGAAGUCGCUGAGCGCAAGGCUGGUGUUCGUUGCUCAGGCAGCGGACGAUGACGAGUGGGGUCCCGAUAAGGAGGACGAAGGUGCCGACGUGGCUGUGGUAGGGGAGGAGAAGCCCAAAGAAGUGACUGAGAUUGAUAAAUUGAAGAAGGCUUUAAUUGAUUCGUUCUAUGGGACCGAUCGUGGGUUGACGGCGACUAGCGAAACGAGGGCCGAGAUUGUUGAGCUUAUUACACAGCUUGAAGCUAAAAAUCCGACUCCCGCACCAACCGAGGCGCUAUCUUUGCUUAACGGCAAAUGGAUUCUUGCGUACACAUCAUUUUCUGGUUUGUUCCCCUUAUUGUCAAGGGGUUCAUUGCCAUUAGCGAGAGUGGAAGAGAUAUCACAGACAAUUGACUCAGAGAGCUUCACCGUCCAGAACUCUAUCCGUUUUUCAGGGCCAUUGGCUACAACUUCCAUUAGUACCAGUGCCAAAUAUGAAGUCCGAAGUCCCAAGCGUGUACAGAUCAAAUUUGAAGAAGGCAUAAUCGGGACUCCUCAGAUAACAGACUCUAUAGUUUUACCAGAUAAUGCUGAAUUUCUGGGACAAAAGAUCGACCUUUCCCCAUUGAAAGGCUUGUUCACUUCUGUCCAAGACACAGCUUCAUCUGUUGCAAGGACCAUUUCUAGCCAACCACCAUUGAAAUUCCCAAUCUCAAACAACAAUGUGCAAUCUUGGUUACUAACAACAUACCUCGAUGAAGAGCUUCGGAUUUCGAAGGGAGAUGCUGGCAGUGUGUUUGUGUUCAUCAAGGAAGGAAGCUCUCUCUUGAUGCCAUGAACCUGCCUAAUAUGCUUGCUUAUAUUAUUAUAAUUUUGUGGUUCCCGUAUAUGUAUGCCAAUCUUCUUCUCUUGGAUUUGUGAAAUAAUAAUGACUCAGAAACAUGAUCGUUUGA